UUGUCAUUAAAAUAUUAAAAAGUAAAAAAUAUUGCAUUUAAAAGUUGGGCUAUUUUAUAAAAUAAAUAAUAAUUCUGAAUAAUACAUUAUACAGUUUACUAGUACAAAUAUUGUAUCCAAAAUAUUUGUUGAAUUUAUAUGUAAUUAUUAAAUCUUUAUAAUGUCUCAUGUAACUGACAUGAAAAUUCUAUUUUCUAGGUUGUGUUCUAUGAAAAAUGGCUUACCAUCCUUCAAAUAUGGAAAUAGAGCAUUCAGUCAAAAUGUGGAGAAACCACCACAACCAUUACCAAAAGGAAGUGUUAGUCCUUUGCCACCAUUAUCUGAGCCAAUGCCAAAUCUCCCCCCAGUGGUCUAUGCUUCUUCAAAGUCUGAAAACUACUCUACAGAAGUGACUACAUUAAGUAAUGGGUUACGAGUUGCAUCAGAAAAGAAGUUUGGUCAAUUCUGCACAGCUGGUGUUGUUAUUGAUUCCGGACCAAGAUAUGAAGUUGCUUAUCCUAAUGGCAUUUGUCACUUUCUUGAAAAACUGAGUUUUGGAGCAACUCACAAAUUUUCAACCCGAGAUGUUAUGCUACGAGAAUUAGAAAGACAUGGUGGUAUAUGUGACUGCCAAGGGUCCCGUGAUACCACAGUGUAUGCUACCAGUGCCGAUUCAAGAGGUCUUGAAGCCAUUACGCAGGUUCUAGCUGAAGUCACAUUGCGACCACAGCUAUCUAAUGAUGAAAUAGAAGCUGCCAGACAAGCAGUUGCAUUUGAACUGGAGACAUUGCAAAUGAGACCCGAACAGGAAACAAUAUUGAUGGACAUGAUACACGCUGCUGCGUACAAGGGCAACACACUCGGCCUACCGAAAAUCUGCCCACAGGAAAAUGUAUUUAAAAUAGACCGAGGUGUAAUACUCAAUUACUUGAAAAAUCAUUACACACCAGAUAGAAUGGUAGUCGCAGCUGUUGGGGUUGAUCACGGACCAUUUGUUGAAUAUGUGCAAAAAUAUUUUGUAGACAUGAAGCCGACAUGGCACACUGAAGAUAGUGAUUCUUUCAAGCCUCAGAUAGACAAAUCAAUUGCACAAUACACAGGAGGAUUGGAACAAGAAGAAUGUGAAAUACCACUCUACCCAGGAUCCGAUUUACCUGAAUUGUCUCAUGUCGUUAUUGGAUUAGAAAGCUGCUCUCACGGUGACCCUGACUUUGUGGCCACGUGUGUGCUCAACAUGAUGAUGGGCGGUGGCGGAUCCUUCUCCGCCGGUGGGCCCGGGAAGGGCAUGUACACCAGACUCUACACCAAUGUGCUCAACAGAUACCACUGGAUGUUCAACGCGACGGCGUACAACCACGCGUACGGCGACACGGGGCUGUUCUGCGUGCACGCCGCCGCGCCGCCCGCGCGCGCGCACGACACGGCGCUGCUCGUGGCGCGCGAGCUCGCCAACAUGGCCGCCAGCGUCGCCGACGCCGAGCUCAGGAGAGCGAAAACUCAGCUGCAAUCCAUGUUACUGAUGAACCUCGAAGCGAGGCCGGUGGUCUUCGAAGAUGUCGGUCGACAAGUUCUAGCGACUGGAAAAAGGAAGCCGCCAUCUUUCUUCAUCAACGAAAUUGAAAAGAUAACUGCUGAUGACAUUAUCCGCGUAGCGCGCCGCAUGCUCAGCAAGCGGCCGUGCGUGGCCGCCCGCGGGAAGCUCGUGCACUUGCCCAGUUUUGAAGAUAUCCAAGCCAAUAUGACUCUUAGUAAGAGCGAAUCUUCGCCUCAAGGCAGGCGGCUAAACCUUUUCCGCGUUUAAUAGUAUAUUUUAGCCUAUGUUCUCGUAUAUUUUGGCGUUAAAUAAAUUUAUUUUAGUUUUAUUUUCAA
Molecule: messenger RNA, 1848 nt
Organism: Vanessa atalanta (red admiral)
Lineage: Eukaryota; Metazoa; Arthropoda; Insecta; Lepidoptera; Nymphalidae
Product: mitochondrial-processing peptidase subunit alpha
Exons: 12
Coding region: 161-1780 (539 amino acids)
Cellular component (GO): mitochondrion
Molecular function (GO): metal ion binding
Source: RefSeq, a predicted model, not a curated record